Molecule: messenger RNA, 1097 nt
Organism: Cucurbita pepo subsp. pepo (vegetable marrow)
Lineage: Eukaryota; Viridiplantae; Streptophyta; Magnoliopsida; Cucurbitales; Cucurbitaceae
Product: zinc finger protein ZAT9
Biological process (GO): regulation of DNA-templated transcription
Source: RefSeq, a predicted model, not a curated record
GAGGUGGUGAGUUUUGGUGGAGGAAUGGUUGUGACCUACUCCUUUUAAGUUCCCAAUCCAUUCUGUAGUUUUCCUUCCCACAAAAACCACAAUUCUCACUGUAAGCUCUUCAUGCCCUCAAAAGAUAAAAGCAAAAAAAGAAGCUUUGAUUUGAUCCAUAUGGACUCCCACAAAUGCAAGCUCUGUUCUAGACUCUUCACCAAUGGCAGAGCCUUAGGCGGCCAUAUGAAGGCCCACCUCACUGCAGCGCCGGCGCUACCACUCCCUCCCUCCAAGCCGCCCACCAUCCACGUUGCCCUUCCUUUCUCCACAUCCUCCUCCUCCGCCGCCGCCGACGACGACUCUCUCGAAUCGGAACACAACCCAACGCUCUACGAGGUCAGAGAAAAUCCCAACAGAGAUUUCAGAUUUUCAGAUCCUGUUUUCGACAUUGUUCUUCAAGACAGAGAGAGCGAGACCGAGUCCAAAAACCCCACUUGUAACAGAUCCAAACGACGCCGGCAACCGCCUCUGGAGCUACCCGAACCUGCCAGCUCUGUUUCCUACACCUCGCCGGAGGAAGACCUGGCCAUGUGCCUCAUGAUGCUCUCACGUGACCGUCGGAUCCAAAAUCAAAAUCAAAUUCCAAAUCAAUUUGAGAAGAUUAGAGCGAAGAAGCCACUUAGAAGGAAGAAAAAGUGCCAGAAAUGCACUAAACACUUCCGAUCUUACAGAGCUCUGUUCAGCCAUGAAAAAAUCUGUCAAUUAAAAACAGAGCUGGAAGAAGAAGAAGAAGAAGAAGAAGAAGAAGAAGAAGAAGAAGAAGAAGAACACGAACAUUUCAAAAAUGGGGGAAACAGAAGAAGAAUCUUCAAAUGCCCAUUCUGUUUUAAGCUAUUUGGGUCAGGUCAAGCACUUGGCGGGCACAAGAGAUCCCAUUUCGUGAGCUCGACAAAUGGUGGAGUUAGUGUAAAUAGCUCUGUUUCUUUAAAAGUGGAAAUAAGUCUCAUAGAUCUCAACUUACCGGCUCCUCUCGAAGAAGAUCAUUACAGUGUUGUUUCUAAUGCUUGACAAAUUUGUUCAUCAUAAUCUUUUUUUUUUUCUUUUCUUUUUUUUCG